AGGGUUUUUAAGCUGUCUGCAAAGAGUCACCUUAACCAGAAAGUUGACACGGCUUUCUCGAGCGAUGAGAACGAGAAUAAGCGACACUACAACCAGCGAAUUAUUGAAGUCGAGCAUGGCUCCUUCAGCCCUCUCGUGUUCUCACCAUAUGGUGGAAACGGUAGAGAAGCCGAGCGAUUUCUUACAGAACUAGCUCAAAACCUAUCCGAUAAAAAGCAGACGGAUUAUAGCAUUGUGAUUCAUUGGUUGAGAGGAAAACUAUGUUUUAACCUAUGGAGAUCAGCAGUUUUAUGUGUAAGAGGCUGCAGAACAAUUAAACAUGAGUUGAACACCGACUUUAGCGGGGAAGAAAUCGCAAAUGUGAUUGGAAACAUAAAGUAG
Molecule: messenger RNA, 381 nt
Organism: Porites evermanni
Lineage: Eukaryota; Metazoa; Cnidaria; Anthozoa; Scleractinia; Poritidae
Source: the annotation of a GenBank genome assembly